GGCAAGAGUUAGUCAUCUAUUUUCUUAUAUAUCAUCUGCAUAAAUAUCAUGGAUAAAUAUCAACUGUGAUAGUAUAAAGUUCAUCGAGUUUGUCAUUUCUGUGUUGAAAUAAAUUAUUAAAAUAAGAUUAUAAGCAAAAAAAAUGUUUAAAUAUAAUUCAAUUUGAUUAUACAUCAUUUUUUGUCGUGGCUUUAUUGUAGACUAGAUAAGAUUGCACAAGAUGAUCUUAUUAGGAAAUUUUGUAAACUUUAUUGUGCCUUUUUUAAUUUUAGUUUCUAGUGUAAUCAGCAAUGAAAUUGUGGAAGAAGUUCUGACAGAAGCAAUAUUGGAAGAUUUUACUCAACAAGUACAUACAAACGAAGAAGAGCCUAUAAAAGUAGAUCCUGAAGUGAUGGAAAUUAAUAACAAUGAAAUUACAGAAGAAAUCAUGACAGAAACAAUAUUGAAAGAUGCUUUUACUCAGCAAGAAAAUACACAAGUACAUGCAAAUGAAGAAGAAUCAGUAAAAGAAAAUCCUGAAGUGGUAGUUAACGCCACUAAUACUGUCUCAACUAAUGUUACAAAAAUUAAUUGUUCAGCGGAGAAGAUAUACGGUCCUGUUGAGAUUGUCAAUGCAACGAGACUUAUGGAGCUACUAAUCUUAGAACCUGGUCCAUCUAAUCGAUCAAGGAACGACAAAGAUGGCAAGCAGCUGCCAGGAACCUGUGUUGUAGUAUUAUUUUAUGCCAGAUGGUGCAUAUUCAGCAAUCAAGCUGCGCCACAUUUCAAUGCCAUACCACGUUCAUUCCCUCAUAUCAAAGCUGUAGCUAUUGAUGCUAUAAAACACCAAAGCUUCAAUGCUCAGUAUGGAAUAGUUGGAGUGCCAACGUUGAUGCUGGUUCACAAUGGGAAACCCGUCGCUAAAUUCAACGAUACUGUCUACACUUUGGAAUUGUUCGCCAAAUUUGUGUCUCAUCUGACAAAUCUGCAACCAAAUGGCUCGCUGUACGUUACAUCGGCGGAUUUCAUGGGGCCGAUUGCUAGCACACCUUCUAACGAAAUGGAUUAUUGUCUGGUAUUGUCAUGGGUCUUUAUUAUUGCUUGUGUGUUGUACUUUACAUCGCGCAGCAGAUGGUGGCAACAGGUUGUCGAGCUUAUUCAGAAUACCUGGCGUGAGAGUAACGCACAACACGAACAUGUCGAUUAAAUAGCAGAUUUUUUUAUUAUUGAAUUAUUUAUUUAUAAAAAAACUUUGUAAAUAUG
Nylanderia fulva is the source of this 1242-nucleotide messenger RNA. RefSeq names its product thioredoxin domain-containing protein bug (gene bug). The record is from RefSeq and is a predicted model, not a curated record. Gene Ontology annotation, cellular component: cilium. Lineage: Eukaryota; Metazoa; Arthropoda; Insecta; Hymenoptera; Formicidae. Gene Ontology annotation, biological process: cilium assembly.